AUGCCGACGAAGGGCGCUGCGCGUGCUCGUUGGACUGUGAUGGUGGGUUUGAAUGAGACCGACGCGUCUUCCUCUUGUGCUAGCAUGUUGUAG
Parastagonospora nodorum SN15 is the source of this 93-nucleotide messenger RNA. RefSeq lists its product as hypothetical. The transcript has 2 exons. NCBI's taxonomy places the organism in Eukaryota, Fungi, Ascomycota, Dothideomycetes, Pleosporales, Phaeosphaeriaceae. The record is from RefSeq and is a predicted model, not a curated record. Bases 1 to 93 code for a protein of 30 amino acids.